CGUCACGUUCCCUCCGAUGGUCGUGUUUACAUCCAGAACUGGGGGAACUGAAGAAACGCAAUAUUUACCCGGAUACAUCCAUACGGGAAAUCUAUGAAACGUCUUGAUAUCAACUCUCUUGGCCAACAUUUAAACUUGUUUUCGGGCGAGCUGCUAAACUGCGCCACGUUUGGCUCGCUCGCAGAGGGAGGAGGAUGGGUGGGGUGGUGAGUGCGGGGGAGGACAAUGAUGAGCUCAUUGACAACCUGAAGGAGGCUCAGUACAUCCGCUCGGAGGCUGUGGAGCAGGCCUUCCGCGCCGUGGACCGCGCCGACUACUACCUGGGCGAGUUCCGGGACAGCGCCUACAAGGACCUGGCCUGGAGGCACGGCAACAUCCACCUGUCCGCGCCCUGCAUCUAUUCGGAGGUGAUGGAGGCGCUGGAGCUCAGGCCCGGCCUCUCCUUCCUCAACCUGGGCAGCGGCACGGGGUAUCUCAGCACCAUGGUGGGCCUGAUCCUGGGGCCGUUCGGGGUAAACCACGGAGUGGAGCUGCACCCCGAUGUGAUCGAGUACGCGUACGAGAAGCUGGACUUCUUCAUCAAGAACAGCAAGAGCUUCGACAGCUUCGAGCUGUGCGAGCCCUGCUUCGUGGCGGGGAACUGCCUGGAGAUCGCCCCGGAGACGCAGCAGUACGACCGGGUGUACUGCGGCGCCGGUGUGCAGCGCGACCACGAGGACUACAUGAGGAGGCUACUGCGCGUGGGCGGCAUCCUGGUGCUGCCGCUGGAGGACAAGUUGACGAAGAUCCGCAGGACGGGGUACAACAGCUGGGAGACCAAGAAGAUCAUCGCCGUGUCCUUCGCUCCUCUGGUGCUGCCCAAGCACCCAGAGAACAGCAGCCCAGAGCCAGUACCCCUACCCUCCAUGUUCGAGGUGCGGGCGCUCCAGGACCUGGCCCGCAUCUCCAUCCGCCACGUCCUGACGGAGGCCCCGCCGCCCCGAGUCCUGCCCAAGAAGAGGCUCCUGUCGGGGGGGCCGGCGGCGGCGGCGGCGGCGGCGGCGGCGCUGCGGCCGCGGAUCCUCCCCCAGCAGCAGCAGCUGGCCCGCGCCGUGUUGGCCAACCGCUACACCUUCGUCAGCCGCCUGCUCCCUGAGCCCCUGGACCGGGGCCCGGCCUACGGCGCCAGGGAGGCCUGGGAGGAGGACGAGGAGAGGGAGGACGACGAGGAGGAGGACGACGAGGGGCGGGAGACGGACUGCCGGGCGUCGGAGCGGUUGAGCCGCGUGGAGGAGGAGGAGCAGGAGGAGGAGGAGGAGCAGCAGCGGCGGGAGGCCGGGGCGCUCCUGCAGGAGUCCCCCGUGAACCGGCUCAGGGAGCAGAUACUGGGGCUGCCGCUGCCCGAGCCCCUGAAGAUGUACCUCCUGCACUACCGGGAACAGUAA
Gadus chalcogrammus (walleye pollock) is the source of this 1424-nucleotide messenger RNA. It is a transcript of the gene pcmtd2a, whose product is annotated as protein-L-isoaspartate (D-aspartate) O-methyltransferase domain containing 2a. The transcript is spliced from 6 exons. The record is from RefSeq and is a predicted model, not a curated record. Gene Ontology annotation, biological process: protein modification process. Gene Ontology annotation, molecular function: protein-L-isoaspartate (D-aspartate) O-methyltransferase activity. Gene Ontology annotation, cellular component: cytoplasm. NCBI's taxonomy places the organism in Eukaryota, Metazoa, Chordata, Actinopteri, Gadiformes, Gadidae. Bases 195 to 1424 code for a protein of 409 amino acids.